This is a messenger RNA of Amborella trichopoda, 860 nucleotides long. RefSeq names its product Mal d 1-associated protein. Lineage: Eukaryota; Viridiplantae; Streptophyta; Magnoliopsida; Amborellales; Amborellaceae. The record is from RefSeq and is a predicted model, not a curated record.
CAGGACAGGAGAACAAGAAGAGUAGGAAGCUACAAUCUACAAUCCUUGGCCUGGAUUUCAGAGCAAAGAAAGCAUACAUUUAUUUUCAUUCAUGGCUUGGAAGUGGAAGGAUGAUACAGGAGGAGAAAUGGCAACUACAAACCCCAAUAAUGAAACCCUAGGAGUAGGAGGAGGAAGAGAAGGAGACAUGUGCUCGACUCGAAGAAUUGUGAAAUCCAGUUGCAAAACUGAAGAGGUGGCGCCCGGUAAAUUCAUUCGCAAGUGCGAGAAGAGUGAGCAGGUUUUUCGUGAUUGUAUGGGAAGGCCUACAGAAGUGGUGGAGUCCAACACAGAGUUCACGGAACACGAUGUAUCAAAUGAGAUGGUGAAGGGCUCCCUGCCUUUUGAGUCUAUUGCACCUGAACCCUUUAGCUUCCCUGGCCUUCGAAGUGAUAUCGACUCCAUCGAGAGAAGCAUCAUUGGCAGCUUUGACCGCUUUCUAGAGGCUGCAGAGGAGAUGAGCAAUGACUUCUUUCACAAUUUUGGUGCGUCAUCUCGACCUCGUGGUGAAAUAUUUGAUCGACUGAGAACACAUGAUAACUGGCUUGAAAAGGAAAAGGAAGCUCCAAGGGCUAGGGAGAAGCAAACUACCGAAAAUGACUAUAAAGAUUUUGCUGGGCAGAUUAGAGAAGUUUGAUACUCUCCAUAUAAUCAAUUUCAUCCAUCUUUAUAUAUAGGCAUGGAGCUUGUAAAGACUUUGUGAUAGUUUGAAUGGAGUUUGUAAAGACUUUGUGAUAGUUUUUGGAUUGAGUUUGCUUGAAGCUUUUUGUAGGACUGAGGUUGUCAGGUUGGGAUACAUAAGAAAGCUGGAAAUUUGUUCA